GACCGCCGUGAGGGGAGGAGGAGGCUGUGAAGACCUGUCGAGCCCCGCAGGCACCAUGGCUGGGAUCAUCAAGAAGCAGAUCCUGAAGCACCUCUCCAGCAUCCGCUGCUGGCUGUGGUGGAGAUUGGUGCGCUGUGAAUUGCACACUCACCUAAGUGAGUACCAGAAGAGGCUAAGAAGCCCUGGCAGCUGGCUGCUGGCUUUCACCAGGAAUAGGGACCCUUUGUCUGAAUUUCCUGCCCAGAUUUACCAAAAACUUAUCUCCUGACAAGAUCAACCUAAGCACCCUGAAAGGAGAAGGCGAGCUGAAGAACCUGGAGCUGGACGAGGAGGUGCUCCAGAACAUGCUGGAUCUGCCCACGUGGCUGGCCAUCAACAAAGUGUUUUGUAACAAAGCAUCUAUCAGGAUUCCAUGGACAAAACUGAAAACACAUCCCAUCUGUUUGACUCUAGAUAAAGUCAUAAUGGAAAUGAGUACGUGUGAAGAGCCACGAGCCCCUAAUGGUCCAUCACCAAUUGCAACUGCUUCAGGACAGAGUGAAUAUGGCUUUGCUGAAAAAGUUGUUGAGGGAAUUACUGUUUCUGUCAAUUCUAUUGUCAUCAAGAUUGGAGCGAAAGCCUUCAACGCCUCCUUUGAGCUUUCUCAGCUCCGAAUCUACAGUGUCAAUGCACACUGGGAGCGUUCAGACUUGAGGGCCACUCGCGUUCAGGAUCCACAGCGGGGAGAGGUGCUGACAUUUAAAGAAAUAAAUUGGCAGAUGAUUCGAAUUGAAGCAGAUGCCACCCAAAGUUCACAUCUGGAAAUUAUGUGCGCUCCUGUCCGGUUAAUAACUAACCAGUCAAAAAUCAGAGUCACGCUUAAAAGAAGAUUAAAGGACUGCAAUGUCAUUGCAACAAAGUUAGUUCUAAUACUGGAUGAUUUGUUAUGGGUUUUAACGGAUUCCCAGUUGAAGGCUAUGGUGCAGUAUGCAAAGUCUCUUAGUGAAGCAAUAGAAAAGUCAACAGAACAAAGGAAGAGUAUGGCUCCUGAACCUGCACAGAGCUCUACUGUAGCCUCAUCUACCCAGCACGUGAAGACCCCACAGGCUGCCAAUGCUCCCGAUCUAAACGAUGCAAUUGUAAAAUUCUUCAAUGACUUUGAUGUUAAGGAAACCUCUCAUCAUCUAGUGAUUUCUCAUCUAGAUCUGCAUAUCUGUGAUGAUAUUCACGCAAAAGAAAAAGAGUCAAACAGACGCAUCAGUGGAGGCGCUAUGCAGCUCUCUUUCACACAGCUGACCAUAGACUAUUAUCCUUAUCAUAAGGCAGGAGAUAGUUGUAAUCAUUGGAUGUAUUUUAGUGAUGCAACCAAAACAAAGAAUGGAUGGGCUAACGAAUUGUUACAUGAAUUUGAGUGCAAUGUUGAAAUGCUUAAGCAGGCCAUGAAGGAUCAUAAUGUAGGUUCACCACCUAUGUCCCCAACACACGCUUCUCCCCAGCACACCCAAACAGAGAAAGAGUCCACUCCGAAAGGGACUCCUAAAGCACCCUCAGUGUUACCGCAGCCGUCCACAGCGAAGCUGAUGUCUAGCUCCGUCGUGGUUAGACUUGCAGAUUUCAAUAUAUACCAGGUCUCUACAGCAGAACAGUGUCGCUCUUCCCCCAAAAGUAUGAUUUCCUGCAACAAAAAAUCCCUGUAUCUUCCACAAGAAAUGUCAGCCGUCUAUAUAGAGUUCACGGAAUAUUACUAUCCAGAUGGGAAAGACUUUCCAAUUCCAUCACCCAACCUCUAUAGCCAGUUAAAUGCUCUACAGUUUACUGUAGAUGAAAGAAGCAUUCUAUGGUUAAAUCAGUUUCUACUAGAUUUAAAGCAGAGUCUUAAUCAGUUCAUGGCUGUGUACAAGCUGAAUGACAAUUCAAAAUCUGAUGAGCACGUUGAUAUUCGAGUUGAUGGCUUAAUGCUAAAGUUUGUCAUUCCUUCUGAAAUGAAAGCAGGCUGCCAUCAAGAUCAGCCCCACACAGUAUCUAUCCAGAGUUCAGAAAUGACCGCCACCAACACAAGGCACUGCCCGAACUGCCGGCACUCGGAUCUAGAGGCUUUGUUUCAAGACUUCAAAGACUGUGACUUUUUUAGCAAAACUUACACUAGAUUCCCUAAGUCCUGUGACAGUUUUAAUCUUCUACAUCCGAUCUUCCAGAGGCACGCUCAUGAGCAAGAUACCAAAAUGCAUGAAGUUUAUAAAGGGAAUAUUAUUCCCCAGUUGAAUAAAAACACUCUUAAGAUGUCUGCCGCCACCGAUGUGUGGGCGGUGUACUUUUCCCAGUUUUGGGUAGACUAUGAAGGGAUGAAAAGUGGAAAGGGACGGCCGAUAAGCUUUGUAGACUCUUUCCCUUUGUCUGUCUGGAUUUGUCAACCAACGAGAUAUGCAGAAUUACAGAAAGAACUCCAGACUUGUGAUCAAGUGUCUCUUAAUACCUCCCAAAGUGAAUCCAGUGAUCUGGCUGGCCGGGUGAAGCGGAAGAGACUGUUGAAGGAGUACUACAGUACGGAGUCCGAGCCUUUGUCAAAUGGUGGCCAGAGACCUGCGUCAGAAACAUUUUUACGGGUUUCGUCUUCGGAUGCGGAUGUUCACGUCCUGGUUCGUGUCCAUAAACACAUCAGCAUGCAGAUCAACCACUACCAGUACCUGCUGCUGCUCUUCCUACACGAGUCACUCAUUUUGCUUUCGGAUGCCCUGCGGAAGGAUGUGGAAGCUGUAACUGGCAGCCCUGCUUCUCAGACUUCCAUUUGCAUUGGGGUUUUGCUUAGGAGUGCGGAGCUGGCCCUGCUGCUGCAUCCCGUGGACCAUGCUGGCUCUCCGGCUUCUGAAAGCGUGAGCCCGCUGCUUCCUGACUACCCGCCCUCAGAAAAUGGGAGCGUUCUGUCUUCCAAGAGAAAACAUGGUGGUAGUGGUAUGCAUCGAAUUAGAAAUGCAACUCUCAAUCACAUGUCAGACAACAGAUCGAUGAGCGUUGACCUUAGCCAUGUCCCUUUAAAGGAUCCUUUGCUUUUUAAAUCAGCCAGUGACACAAAUCUGCAAAAGGGCACUUCUUUUCUGGACUAUUUAUCAGAUAAACAUUUAGGGAAAAUCAGUGAAGAUGAGAGUAGUGGGCUUGGUUACAAGAGUGGCUCAGGAGAAAUGAUGUCAGAAGUGAGUCACAGAAAGGAUGGGUCUUGCACCGAUGUGGACAGCGUCUUGAACUGCAGAGAUGAUGCAGACAGGUUUUCUCUAAGUGACGGCGGCAACCCAAACACACCUUCAAAUGCUUUAGCUGGUAAAGGAAGUGGAACCGUAGAGUCAAUCUUCAGAGCUGAAGAUUUCCUUCCUGAGGCGGCUUCAGUUCCCGAGAACUCGGAGGAGAGUAAAGAAGAGGUCCCCAUAGCCAGAGCACUUAAAUCCCAGCCAUCUUUAAGUACAAAACCCAAGGAACGCUGCCCCCACACCCCAGCCCCACUCUGUGUUUCCUACAAGAAUAUGAAAAGGAGCGCCUCCCAGGUCUCCCUGGAUGCUAUCUCCCUGGACAGCACGGCCUUGGAAGAGCAGCUGGAGAGCGACGGCAGUGAUAGCCACGUGUUGUUGGGGAAAGCAAUUAAGAGGAACUCCAAUGCAAAUUGCCAGAGUCCAGCAGAGAGUGUGAACCCCAGUGCAAACACACAGAAUUGCGGGGAAGCCUCUCCCGACGCCCUCAGCACGAACUCUGAGGGCGCUCCAGAGAGCCGCGAUGACUUGAUGUCAGUCGUGGUGUUUAACAUUACUGGCAUCCAUGGAGAGAUUGACAUCCGGGGAGAGGACACGGAAGUCUGCCUUCAGGUGAACCAGGUGACACCCAGUCAGCUAGGCAACAUCAGCCUGCGCCAUUACCUCGGGAGUCGGCCAGUUGGUUCUGACCAGAAAGCUGGAAUUCGUCCCAAAUCCUCUCCUGAGAUUUCUCUGAGGUUUGAAAGCGGACCCGGUGCUGUAAUACACUCUUUGCUUGCAGAAAAAAAUGGAUUUCUCCAAUGCCACAUAGAGAACUUUAGUACUGAGUUUCUAACAUCUUCUCUUUUGAAUAUUCAACAUUUUUUGGAAGAUGAAACUGUUGCAACUGUAAUGCCAAUGAAGAUACAAGUUUCCAAUACAAAGAUAAACUUGAAAGAUGACAGUCCCCGCAGCAGCACGGUGUCCCUGCAGCCAAGCCCUGUGACUGUGCAUAUCGACCACCUUGUGGUGGAGAGGAACGAUGAUGGCAGUUUCCACAUCAGAGAUUCCCACGUGUUUAACACUGGAACUGAUUUCCAAGACAAUGCCAGCCGUGACUCAGUGGUGCCGAGCAGUGGGAACUGUGAUGUGAGGAGGCAGCACAGCGUCACCCAGGCCACUCAGACGAGCCCAGAGGUCCCCUGGCCUUCCCAGUCUGUCGGCUGUCCAGAGCGCUCCUUUGACUUUACAAGGGAACAGCUCAUGGAGGAAAACGAGUCUCUUAAGAAGGAGCUGGCUCAAGCUAAAAUGGCUCUCGCGGAGGCGCACUUGGCCAGAGACGCACUUCUCCAUCAAAUGAAGCGGAUGGCCCUCCAGUAGCGGCGGUGGCUGCAAGAACUCAACUCGCAGCUCUGGAGUAGGAAGGUUGUGAUUAAAACAUGGCUGUAACCAGUUAGCGGGAAAUUUUCCUUAACAUGAAAAUAAAGUGAGACGGAGUGUGCUGAAGUGAUGAGUGUUCAACCCAGCUUAGAGAACACUGUGUGCGCUGGGCCGUCGGCCACUGUGGUCCAGGGAGGGCAGCGCACACUGCCACCGCCGCCAUAAGACCGUGAAAAGAUAUUAGUUCCGCAUUAUCAACAUUUAAAAAAGAAAAGUGAAGACCUGUUGUGCUCAUGCAGAUGCUGGAUUUGUUUCUCCUUGUUAAUAAUUUACUAUUAUUUACAAAAAAAAAUCAGAUGCCUUUAGGGCUAAUGUAAAAGAAGGAUUACAUUUUAAAUGUUAUUAAAAUUAUGUACUUAAAUCUAUAAUUAUUUAAUUGCUGUAAAAAGUCUAAUCAAAUUAAUAAAUUAUAUAAUUACUGAGUUUACAAACUGAAAACUCUUGACCACACCGAGCUUAUAAAGUAACUUGAAAAUGUGAAAAGGAAGGCACCUUAAAUGAUGGGCAAGGUUUCAAUAAGGUACAAUUGUAAAAAUAAAAAGCACAAAUACUAGUGUAUGUGAACAAGUGACUUAAAAGCAUUACUUGUACAUUCCAUCAAAUGCUUAUCAUUAGACGUAAAACACAAUUUAUCUUGCUAUAGUUGGCAGUAUUUGUAACUAUAAAAGUCUGAAUUCAUACUAUUUUAAUAUUUCUUUAUCUUUCCUCUUUAAGGAGAAUGUUCUCAGAGAAUUUGUUUUUCACACACAUAAAACAAUUUCAUACCAUUCCUGUAGUAUCACAUCACACACGUGUUUGCUCGUAUGAAAAUAUAAAGCUAGUUUUGAUUAAAUUUCUGUGAUGUGUGUCUAUGUGUGUUUACAUAUGCACACACACACACAGAGUCUUCUUUAAGAGUCAUUGGUAAAUUUUGAAUUCUAUUUUCUAGGGCUUAAGGUUGAAAACAACAUGAGAGAAUCUUAAUUUAUGCAUUAUGAAAUAAAAGUACAUGAGUAUUUUAAGAAACAGGUUUUUGAAGACAAUAUAUUUCUGAUAGAAUUAAAGCAAGUGGUGUCUAUUUUAAACCUCAUACUCCUAAAUAGAAAUGUAUCUAGGAUAGGCCCCUAGACAGCUGGACUGUUCUUUCCUAAAGGUACUGGGAGCCCUGGCCCUUGCUCUGACACUCACGGUGCUUUGCCGUUGGCACAACUUACAGCCAUCCCUGUAUCCAAGGACUUUAUUACAUUAUGUGUAGGGGUGAUUUAAAUUUUAUUGUGAACAGUAUUUACCUCCCCACUUCCCCAUAUCUUCCUUUUCAGUUGACGUCAUUAAAAAAUACAGGCACUGUUUGGGAGCCAACAUACAGCCAAGAACAAAUGAAACUGUUAUUAUCUUACCUCAGAGUAUUUACAACAUCACAUUAAACUAUAUUACUCUAAACUGUAUGUAGCCUUAGAUUAAGUACAAAGGUCUAAUUAGAGCUUCGGAAUGUAUAGGCUGCUAACCUUGAUGUCUAGGUAUGUAUUCAGCGACUCGUACAGGAUGAACUUCUGAGCUGACACUGUUUCUCAGGAUCGACCCAUGCUCUAUAAAUAUAAAAUUUUUCUAUGGUAUAAUGUUAUAUUGUUUAAUGUUACUAGACACUGAAUGUUUUCCUUAUUCCUUUAAAAUGUAUUUGGCUUUCCUAAGAAGUCAUAUAAACAAUAGAGGUGAUAAUAUUCUGAGCA
Molecule: messenger RNA, 6340 nt
Organism: Myodes glareolus (Bank vole)
Lineage: Eukaryota; Metazoa; Chordata; Mammalia; Rodentia; Cricetidae
Gene: Bltp3b
Product: bridge-like lipid transfer protein family member 3B
Source: RefSeq, a predicted model, not a curated record